Molecule: messenger RNA, 1838 nt
Organism: Pseudoliparis swirei
Lineage: Eukaryota; Metazoa; Chordata; Actinopteri; Perciformes; Liparidae
Exons: 4
Coding region: 287-1723 (478 amino acids)
Source: RefSeq, a predicted model, not a curated record
CCUGCUCCAGCACCAGCACCUGCUCCAGCACCUGCUCCAGCACCAGCACCUGCUCCAGCACCUGCUCCAGCAGCUCUUGCUGCUACUGAAAUGUCCGUGGCCUCAGUCUCAGCACCAGCACCAGCUGCAGCACCUCGUGCUGCUUCUGAACAGUCCGUGGACUUAGCGCGGCCUUUUCUGCGACCUGUUCUAAGUGUACACUGGUGAGCUUAUCGGGGUUGAUUAUUUGUUGAGUCAGACUGGCCAGCCCCUUCAAAUACUCCCUGACUCAGAGGAGACAGACAAUAUGCUGGAGGAUGUGAACGAGAGAGAGGAAGAAGAAGAAGGAGAAGACGAGGGCUUCCAGGAAGACACAGUGUCAAGUCUCCUGGAUGACCCAAGCCUCACUGACUCUUCUCAGCCUGCAGCCACCUAUCUGCUCUUCCAGACUCCUGCCUCCUCCCAGCCUGCUAACUCCUCCUCCCAGCCUCCUGCCUCCUCCUUCCAGCCUCCAGCCUCCUUCCAGCCUCCUGCCUCCUCCCUGGCUGCUACCUCCUCCUUCCAGCCUCCAGCCUCCUUCCAGCCUCCUGCCUCCUCCCAGGCUGCUACCUCCUCAUCCCAGCCUCCUGCCUCCUCCCAGGCUGCUACCUCCUCCUCCCAGUCUGCUAGUUCCUCCUUCCAUCCUGCUGCCAUCAUACCGCAGCCAGGUGUCUCCUCAGAGUCCGAGGCUGUGGAUAAUUUGUGCAUGCCAGGGUUGGACAAGGUGGACAAGUUGGCAGAGUGUCUGGUGGAGUUGAGGAACCAGUCCUCCAUGGCUCUGAGCAACCAGACGGCAAGCAACAUUGUUGCUCUGUGGCAGAACCUGGAUGAGUAUGAUAAAAAAAGAAUCAUAUUCUCUGCCAGGCACCAGAGUCGGCUGGACACGGGGAGGUUCAAGUCCUCCAAAAAAAAGCAGGACUUCACUCCAGGGGUGGAAAGUUUGAAGAGGCACAGCCUGACAACCAUUGGCCCACUUGCACAGUGGCCUGACUGCUGCCGCCUGAUAGAGACUAUAUUUAUCAGGCUCUGCUCUAUUCACCGUAGUCCCAAGAAGAAGGGGGCUGGCACGCUGUCCAGAUGGCUGCUAAUCCUGGAUGACUAUCGUAAAGUCAGGCAGUGCAUUCUUGACAACGGGAUAGUCAUGCAGGAGACCACCCUGCAGCUGGUGGACGUGAGCCAUACAACCCUGGUGCAGUGGCACAAUAAGAGGGUGAAGAAGCAGGACAAUGCAGUUGUCAUACAAGGGCUAAAUAUGCCCAGUCCAAUGUCCCUGGCAGCUCACCCUCUUAUUUGUGCCACUCAACCACCAGCAUCAACACCCACCUUGCCGAGCCCGGCACACCUCUAUACGCUGCCCAGCAGCACUGUCGGACAGGCCAGGUUAAAGAGGAAGUCGGAGCGGCAGCUCUUUCCUGCUCCAUCCCUGGCCCCUCAGCUGGUGGUUCGACAGCCACCUUUCCUUCUCCCAUCCAAUGCCACAAGGCAGUUGUUCCCCGCUUCACCCUCGGUCCCUCAGAGGCUUGUUCCUGCUCUGGCUCCUGCUCCUGGCCCUGCUCCUGGCCCUGCUCCUCGCCCUGCUCCUCGCCUGGCCACUGCUCCUGGCCCUGCUCCUGGCCCUGCUCCUGCCACUGCUCCUGUCAUUUACUGCCCCUCAGUAGAGACAGUUCCAAAGGAGCAGUGGUUGGAAAGCAGGAGAAAAAAAUAACUUUGGACAUUAAUUUUGUAUAUAGUUGUUUAAUAUGUUUAGGUGUUCUAUUACAAUGUGGUGUUUUGUAUAUUUUGUCCGUAUCUUAUUUUAAUAAAUCGUUGCAUUUCUCAUA